AUGGCAGUGGUAUCGCGCGAGUGUUUUAAUUGGGAGGAGGCCGUGGCCCAGGACCGUGAGUUACAGCGCAUCGAUGCUUUCGUUAAGCUUACUGUAUCCAAGCUCCCGGAACAGCCACCUCCACGUGCUGACGAAGGCCGUGGUGGCUCUCGCUUCCAACCAGCCCCAUCACCUGCACCUUUUGUCAAACUUGAACCGCUCCCAUCAGUAAAUAGGACCAUGUCCGGACCUCGGUCCAUGACAGAAUUUAUCAACCCCCGUGACUACCAGAGCGAAUCGUCCAGCGAGAUCGAUGCACGUGAAGUGAAUCCAAUGGACGAACUGAGCGAUUUUGAGUCGGAGACGCCGCACCAGCCAGUGAAUCAGAAUCAGAGGUGGAGUCAGAAUCAGAACCAGGAUUUGGAUCGGGAUGUGGACGAAUCUAUGGAUGUUUUAAUGGAGGAAGAAGAAGAAGAUGAGCAGAAUCAAGAAGAUCAGAUCGUGUGUGCAGUCUGCAGGAAAUCAGAUAGAGAGAAUGAGAGGGUUUUGUGCGAAGACUGCGACACUGAGUUCCAUCAUUUUUGUCUGGAUCCGCCACUGCCCCGGGUUCCUCAUGGUUCAUGGUGCUGUCCGCCGUGUAGAGCCAAGCAUCAUGCUGCUACUGUGGUGGAUGUGAAGGAGGAACCAGCACAAACAGCUGAAUCUACGGAGAACGCUACUACGACUUCUGCAGGAGACUCGGAGACUGCAACGACAGGACGAAAUGUAGAAAAUGGUAACGUUUUACCCACGAGUGGACCGACAUCGAUCUCUAUCGCUCAGAUGCUAGCAGGAGAUCCGAACAAGAGUAACUCACUGCUUAUUCACGCGUGCAAUUGCGACCAAAUCGAGUGCACGGACCAUGAGUUCCAUUUAUUCUGUCCACACAUGAAGCGAUUCUUGCGUAGUGUGUGCUGGGCGUCGCAUAGCGACAAGUGGCGCUCUUACCGACUCGCGCAAAUCACUGCCGAGUUGCUUGCAUACCAUGCUAUGAACUGCAAACUUUUACAGUGCAAUGUGCCACUCUGUGUCAAGAUCCGUGAAGAAGAAAUUGUCUAA
Molecule: messenger RNA, 1077 nt
Organism: Peronospora farinosa
Lineage: Eukaryota; Oomycota; Peronosporomycetes; Peronosporales; Peronosporaceae
Source: the annotation of a GenBank genome assembly